AAAUAAUAGGAGCUACAACAGUGGAGACUCUUUACAUGAUUAGUCAGUGUCUAAUAUAAUUGGAAUUACAAUUUGAAAAUUCCUCACCACGUGAAUCUUAAAUUCCCAAACAAAAUGUGGAGCAAAAUAAAGCACAUGUAGAGAAGCCUUUUACUGAUGAGUAAAUAAGAAGCACAAUAUGAUUGAAAUCAAUUAUUCUACCUUUAAAGGACUCUUUUUAGCAAUGACGGCUGCUGUUUUCUUUUCUGGUGAUGCAGCUGCCAUGAAGAUGAUAACUAGUUUGCAUCCAGCUCAAGUGUCACUGUACAGAUUCUUCGCUUUAUUUGUGAUGAGCAUGCCAGAAACUGUAAAAUCUAAAGAGUAUCCAUUUGGACCAAAAGAUGACCGCAUACAUCUUAUUAUUCGAGGUGUCUUUGGUGGAAUUAGCCUAUUUCUCUCUUACACAGCCUACCGUAGUCUACCUCUUGGCGAAGCCUCUGUUAUUAUGUAUUGUACUCCCAUAACUGUGACGGUAGCAGCUUGGAUAUUUCUCAAGGAACCAUGCAGUAUCAUCCAAUCUAUUCUUGUGAUUGUAACUGUCGUAGGCGUCGCAUUUACUACAAAACUGCCAUCACAAAUUAUGGGAAAUACCGUUACCUAUACGAAGGAGAAUAUUUAUGGUUUUUUAUCAGCCAUGACAGCGUGCCUUUGCAGAACGAUUCAAUCGAUCUGCAUUAGGAAAUCAAAGAAUGUCCAUCACGCUAUUGUCAUGUUCAACUUUGGUUGGAUGACUGUCAUAGAAGGCUUAAUUCUGAUGGCAGUAUUUGCAGAUUAUAAACUUCAGGAAUGUGGUACAGAAUGGAUUUACAUUUUGUUGAUUGGAUUUUUCAGUUAUUGUGGUCAAAAUCUUCUAACGUUAGCACUGAAAUGUGAAUGUGCAGGACCCGUUUCAACUGUGAUGUCUGCAACGGCUAUUACUAUUUCCUUUUUGUUGCAAGUUUUUCUCUUUCAUGAAAGUACCGAUAUCUCUGCCAUUAUAGGUGCUGUUUUAGUAGGAUUAUGCAUAGUAGGAGCUGGCUUGAUUAAAUUUAUGUCGACUCUACCUGAGAACUUACCACAAUGCAAAUUAUUGAAGUACGUAGAAUUUGACUCAAUAACUAAACAGAAGCCUUAAAAGUCUUUAGAUCAUUUUUAAUAUUAAUUUUAAAAUGUAAAUAGUGUGAAAUUAUAAAUUGUUUUCAUUAACUGACAAGCAGACAUACACAAGUUUAACAUAUAUUUCUAUUUCUAAAUUGUAUUUUUAUGGAUGAUGAAAGAUCUGAAUUUUAAUUUUCAAAUUUUGAUUUGAUUUAAUACUAAAUUAUUUUCUAGCGGUUAUAUUUUCAAAAGACUGUUUAUUUAAAUGUAUCUCUACUUGUAAUAAAGGAGAAUUUCGUCUAGGUUUGUAUGUAAGUGAGCAUUGGCGCUUCAUAAACCAGAUCGUUUAAUGCAGAGAUACGAAUUUAAUGCAAACAUAUUUAGGAGGGUGAAAUAGUACAUUUAGGAAUAUUUUUUUGAAAUUUUAAUUACAAUUUAAUUAAUUAAAAACUCAGCUAUAUUGUGGAAUUUAUCCACAUCAGAUUACAUGAAAAAUUAUUGUUGCGUCAUUUUAAAAUUCAAAAAAAAAAUUAAUGAUACAAAUUUAAUUUCCUUGGUGUUUCGGCAAUUUUUUCCUAAAAUAUAUUUUUACUUAAUUCUCCACAAUGAAAAAAUAAACAAAUUAAAUGAAAAUAAAGUUGUUUUCCUUAUUUUAAGAAAUAUUUAUUGGAAUGAUUUUCUUUCAUUGCUGGAAGCUAAGGAAAAAAGAUUCUGUACCGUUUCCAUGAGGAUUCAGAAAGUGAAGAAUCAUUACUGGGGAAAGCAGUUACCACUUUGGAGAUGGUUCACUCAGUUCUGUUGAAAUUUUAAUGGUAAGGCAUCAUGGCUUUAAUCCCUUUCACAAUUUGAUGAGUAAAACUACUUUUUGAGGAAACCCUGAACAUCAAAGUAUGCAAAAGAGAUUUAAUUAAAAUUAGAAACAAUUGAUAUCACCAGCAGGUCGGCUAGUCACCAAGAGUGGUUUGUACAAAAAUUAAAACCGUCUGAAGAAUUUUACAACUGAUUUAAAUUUCUUAGUGUAUCUCUAAUAAGUUUUGAAUGAGUGUAUGUCUAUUCAUUUCUUCUCACUCUUCAAUCAACCAUCCCCUUAUAAUACAGGCUGUUCUUCUGGUCAAUGAAUAAAAGUUUAUUUUAAUCUA
Messenger RNA from Argiope bruennichi, 2255 nucleotides. Its product is annotated as solute carrier family 35 member G1-like. Gene Ontology annotation, cellular component: membrane. Bases 179 to 1153 code for a protein of 324 amino acids. The record is from RefSeq and is a predicted model, not a curated record. NCBI's taxonomy places the organism in Eukaryota, Metazoa, Arthropoda, Arachnida, Araneae, Araneidae. The transcript has 2 exons.